UUGUGAUUCAUAUUCCUAACUCCACUCUGUCUCUUCCUCCUGACUUUAACUUACUAAAUUUAUCCCAUCUAAAUUAAAACCCUAAACCAAAAAGAAAAAGAGAUCAAAUUCAAUUCAAUUCAUUUUCAGUUGCAAACAGUGUCCACCGCCCACCAUUUCCCAUUGGCACGCCAAGCAACAGAAAUGGAGAUAUUAUAUGGAAUGGUGGCAAGGGGACAAGUAGUGUUGGCAGAAUUUAGCUCCACCCAGACAAAUGCAAAUGCGAUAGCGAGAGAAAUACUAGCCAAGAUUCCUGAUGGAAAUGAGGAUUGCAAUGCUUCGUAUUCUAGUGAUCGUUACAUCUUUCAUGUCAAAAGAACUGAUGGUCUCAUCGUUCUUUGCAUGGCGAACGAUGCCUCUGGAAGGAGAAUCCCAUUUGCAUUUCUCGAGGAUAUUCACCAAAGAUUUGUGAAGACUUAUGGACGUGCUAUUCAUUCAGCUGCUGCCUAUGCAAUGAAUGAUGAUUUUUCCAGGAUUCUAAGCCAACAAAUGCAUCAUUACUCAAAUGACCCGGAAGCAGAUAGGUUAAACCGUUUAAAGGGUGAAAUGAGUCAGGUGCGGAGUGUGAUGAUGGAUAACAUUGAAAAGGUCCUGGAGAAGGGUGAUCGCUUAGCACUACUCGUCGAAAAAACUUCAACCCUGCAAGGAAAUACCAUUCGCCUUAGGCGGCAGGCCCGUCGUUUCAGGAAUACUUUGUGGUGUAGAAAUGUGAAGCUCACGGCUGUAUCCGUAGUAGUAUUGAUCCUGGUCUUGAUUUACAUUGUGCUCGCAUUUGUUUGUCAAGGUCCCUUGCUUCUUUCCUGCUUCAAGUAAUCACAGGAAGUUGCUGUUGAGUAAUGUGAUAUGGCAUCAAAUACUGACAGUUGCACUCUAAUUCUUAUGGUAACGUAAAUUCCAGUGCUGUAAUUUUCACAUAUUCAACAUAACAUUGUCUUCCUGGAGAGAGGAUUAAAUCGCUUUGUAACUGUGUUCGUUAUACCAGCACAUAUAUACUUGUCCCGAGGUGGGUACAAUUUUUAAUGCCCCCAAAUUUGACAAUCGUUUUCAUGCUUACAUUAAGAAUCAGUUUCCAUCUCAUAUAUAAUAUAUGGA
This is a messenger RNA of Ricinus communis (castor bean), 1131 nucleotides long. RefSeq names its product vesicle-associated membrane protein 711. The transcript is spliced from 4 exons. Lineage: Eukaryota; Viridiplantae; Streptophyta; Magnoliopsida; Malpighiales; Euphorbiaceae. Gene Ontology annotation, cellular component: membrane. The record is from RefSeq and is a predicted model, not a curated record. Gene Ontology annotation, biological process: vesicle-mediated transport. The coding region runs from base 184 to 852 and encodes 222 amino acids.